Molecule: messenger RNA, 3245 nt
Organism: Vicugna pacos (alpaca)
Lineage: Eukaryota; Metazoa; Chordata; Mammalia; Artiodactyla; Camelidae
Gene: CYTH4
Product: cytohesin 4
Biological process (GO): regulation of ARF protein signal transduction
Molecular function (GO): guanyl-nucleotide exchange factor activity
Source: RefSeq, a predicted model, not a curated record
CAGGACUUCCUCCCCACACUGGGCUGGGCGGGGCCAACGGGAAGGGGCCUGUUGUAGCUGAGAUGACACAUCGCGGCCGGGCAGCCUGAGCAGCAGCUUGGUCUGCAGGCCACCCUUCCCCGGGGGCUUCAGAAUGGACCUGUACCACCCAGACCCAGGGGAGCUAAGCAGCAUGGAGACGGAGGAGCUGCAGCAGAUCAAAUGGCACCGGAAGCAGCUUCUGGAGGACAUCCAGAAACUCAAGGACGAGAUUGCAGACGUGUUUGCCCAAAUUGACUGCUUCGAGACGGCAGAGGAGAGCCGGAUGGCCCAGAAGGAGAAGGAACUGUGCAUCGGGCGCAAGAAGUUCAACAUGGACCCGGUGAAGGGCAUCCAGUAUCUCAUUGAGCACAAGCUGCUGACCCAUGACGUCCAAGACAUCGCCCAGUUCUUGUACAAGGGUGAAGGCCUCAACAAGACGGCCAUCGGUACCUACUUGGGGGAGAGGGACCCUAUCAACCUGCAGGUCCUCCAGGCCUUUGUGGACUGCCACGAGUUCGCCAACCUCAACCUCGUCCAGGCCCUCAGACAAUUCCUGUGGAGCUUCCGGCUGCCAGGCGAGGCCCAGAAGAUCGACCGCAUGAUGGAGACCUUUGCAACCCGAUACUGCCUCUGCAACCCAGGUGUCUUCCAGUCCACAGACACCUGCUACGUCCUGUCCUUCUCCAUCAUCAUGCUCAACACCAGCCUCCACAACCCCAACGUCCGGGACAGGCCGCCCUUCGAGCGCUUUGUGUCCAUGAAUCGUGGCAUCAAUGACGGCAGUGACCUGCCUGAGGAACAGCUACGGAACCUCUUUGACAGCAUCAAGAGCGAGCCCUUCUCCAUCCCCGAGGAUGACGGCAAUGACCUCACUCAUACCUUCUUCAACCCUGACCGCGAGGGCUGGCUGCUCAAGCUGGGGGGCCGCGUGAAGACGUGGAAACGGCGCUGGUUCAUCCUGACGGACAGCUGCCUCUACUACUUUGAGUUCACCACUGACAAGGAGCCACGGGGAAUCAUACCCCUUGAGAACCUUUCAGUGCAGAAGGUGGACGACCCCAAGAAGCCAUUCUGCCUGGAGCUCUACAACCCCAGCUCCCGGGGCCAGAAAAUAAAGGCCUGCAAGACAGACGGCGACGGCAAAGUGGUGGAGGGCAAGCAUGAGUCUUACCGGAUCUCGGCCUCCAGUGCCGAGGAGCGGGACCAAUGGAUCGAGGCCAUACGAGCCAGCAUCACCCGCGUCCCCUUCUACGACCUGGUCUCUGCUCGGAAGAAGAAGAUUGCCAGCAAGCAGUGAGAUUCUGGGAGGUAGUGCCAGGCGUCCUGGGAGCCGCAUGACGUAUGGUCCCUGGAGAUGUACCGCCCACCCCAGGGCACCCUUUUUCUGGCCGCAGACAUCCUCCUUCUCCCCCUUUACUCGGCGCUGACAGGAGAGAGAGGCUGGGCUCAGGAGGAUGGGUCAGAACCACUGAGGGCUCACAGCCCAACCACAAGGCCCAGGGCCCUGGGCACCCAGGAAAGGCUCCGCCUCCACCCCAAGCCCAUCGCAGUAAGGGGUAAGGAAAGCAGCCGAAAGAAACCGGCCAAUCCGGCACGCCGUCCUCUCUCUGGGCCUCCAUUUCCUCUUCUGUCACAUGUCUCCUCACACUCUGAAAUGCUGCCAGCCCUCAAAGCAGCAGGGGCCUGAGUGCUUCCAACCGUCCCCCCAGGGCGAUGCCUCCUUCUCCUCAGGGGAUUUCUCGGCCGGCCCCUCCCCCAUCCUCAGCUGGGGCUUGGCCCUCCCUGCCCAAGCGACACACGUACGCAUCUCAGGACCCACAGACAGGACCUCUGGGAGACCCCAAGAGCACUGGACCAGGAGCCCAGAUGCCACAGACUCAGUCCCAGCUCUGUCUCCAACUUGCUGUGUGCCCUCUGCCAAGUCACACUCCUUCUCUGGUGCCUAGAAAACUGCGGUGUUUGGAUAGGAAUGUCUUGGCCCUCUGCUCUGUGCCCCCCACCCCCCAACCUCCAACCUGCCGGAGAUGGCUCAGUGCAGGUCCCAGCAGUGCGUGAACUGGCCACCUCCCUCCUCUCAGACUGCUUCGUCUCGGUAGAAGGCCAGGAUUGCACUCCAUCUCCCAAGGAGCUUCUGGCUGAUGUCUGCACUUGUUUAAAGAGCUGGGAGAGGGGCUCUGGACUGAAAUCUGCUGGGUUGACAAGAGCAGAGUGGCUCCAUCCUCAAGGAUGUCCACUUUAGAGGAGAGGCAGGUGGGACUCUUCAAAAAAAUGGCAGAGAGCAUCCCAGACAGAUGUACUCAAGCAGGACUGGUGGUACAACCAAGAAGCCAAGAAGAGAGUUUUGUGAGCUGUGGUUACCAGGAGGGCUGCCUGGAGGCAGCAGCCACACAAGUGAGUGACCCAGAAGCUUGGAACAGAGUCUCAGCUACAGCUUCCCUGCUGGACCACUGACCAGGGAUCCUGUGGUGGUGAGCAGCUGCCCCAGCUGGGUCCCAGCAUCGUGAGACCCUCUGCAGUAGCACCACCAAGAGCGGAGCUGACUUCCCAGCCUACAGGCAGGGGCAGCUCUGUCUCCUGGGAGGGCCCGGCCUGAAGGAGGAUUCCACAAACAGGUUUCUUCUCAGCUGUGCUUCUCACCCCCUGGCACAGGCCCUGGGGGAGCCCCUGGAGGGAAGUUCCCUGGCAGGUAUACAGGAUAUGAGGUUACCUCUGCCCCACUGCCAGCCUGUGUGGGUGAGCUGGAGCAAGGUGGAUUCCCCAGGGGAGGAAAGGCAACUUCUCUGCCUCCACCCCCACACACAUAUACAUGCCCUCCAUGGGGUCAGGAUAGAGUAGCUGCCUUGCGAGUGGUGAGACCCCUGUCUCUGCAGGUGUGCAAGUAUCUGGUGAUGACAUUGCACUGAGGAGGAUCUGGUUGGGUGUCUGCAGGAGGAAGACUGACAGGACCUUUGAGGUCUUCCCCAGACCCCUCGUCAGCCUGGGAGCUGAGCGCCACUUCUGCUGCCUCAUUUGGCCCCUGAAGGAGCAGCCAGGGGGCAUGGGCUCUGAAGUCCUCUCCUGCCACUGGAAUACAUUGGCUGUAUGAUCUUAAUCCAGUCCCUUCCCCUCUCUGGUCCUCAGCUUCCUCCCCCAUCUUUGAGAGGGUGGAAUGAGGGAUUUUCGGGGCAUGAGUGGCUGUUCUGGGAAUUAUUCAGAAUCAAGAAUAAAGCUCAUGAUUCAACUCA